Molecule: messenger RNA, 462 nt
Organism: Dibothriocephalus latus
Lineage: Eukaryota; Metazoa; Platyhelminthes; Cestoda; Diphyllobothriidea; Diphyllobothriidae
Source: the annotation of a GenBank genome assembly
AAACUCACCGAUGAGGAGGAACAACGUGCCUGGUUCAAAUCCGAGCUCGCUAAAGCAGAGGUUCGGCGUGAUCUGGAGAAGAUAACUUCACCGCUCUGUUUUAGCGUCAAAUUUGGCUCCAUUAUUGAUCACCAGUGCACCGUGAAGCGCUCCAAAAAGCGCCCAUUGUGGAUCGUCUGGACAAAUCCGGACACUCUGGCCGCUCACCACCACAAAAAACAUCAACUGCUGUUCAAGCACGGUGAUGACCUGCGUCAGGACAUGCUAACCCUGCAGUUGCUUAAGGUGAUGGACCGAAUCUGGAAGGAUGAAGGCUUGAAUCUGCACCUAACAACCUACGGUUGUCUAGCCACCGGUGACGAAGUGGGCCUCAUCGAGGUGGUGCGCAACUCCCAGACCAUCAUGUCCAUCCAGGGCCAACGCGUGCGUUCCGCCAUGCAGAUCGACUCCAGCCAACUGCAU